AUGGCUCAACACCAAAUCAACUUCUAUCAGGACAACCUCCCGCAAAAAACGUCACUCCAGAUACGCACCCCUCUUCAUUCUCUUUCACCCCUCCCAUCGAUGAUCCAGCUUCGACCGACCUUCCGCAGAAGUUUCCAGCGGAAAAACACGCCGCCUCAGGGUAGUCGAGAGCCAAAGUACUCGCCAGCGCAGAACAUCUGUUCCAGUGACUGGUACAGCGCAGGGUUAUGCCGUUCCCAAAUCUCUCGAUGGUUCAUCGCCACCUGCCGACGUCCACUAGCAGAAAUUCCCCUCAACUUGAAGGCGCUCCUGCACCUCAGGAUCCCACGCUGGCAUCGGUCUCCCCAUCACUCCCGCCAGCCAACGGUCCGACAAAAACUAUCUCCCAAUGGACCAGCUUCAAACGCGCCACAAAAUCCUGCACUCAAGGUUUCUGGAACGCCUAUCACCCCUUAUCCUCCGUCACUCAGCUCAUCGCCGACCGACCGACCUGGAACCUCACCAAAUGACCUUCCGCAAAAUGUCCCCGCUCCAAACUACUUCGCAGGAUCUAGUCUUCCCUCCGCACCUCCUUCUGGCCCUAUUUCUGGAUCCAUAGAGCUUCAGACGCCAGAUGACGCACCACACAGUGGUUCUGCAACAAAACAUCCUGCGGGCCCUGAUGCACAUCAAGAUGUGAGUAGAAAUAUUCGAUCUCGCGACGUUAAUGUCCUUAUUUCUAUUCCAGCACCCUCCCUCCCCACCCUGGCAAUCUCAAUACGGUGCCUCAGUACCAACGCAUCCGUCGCUCCCCCGCCCAACGCUUCUGCCUCUUCAAUUUCCCCCGCCAUUGGCCCACCGCCCACCGACGGCUCACAACCUCUACCUUCUCUCACCUCUCUUGCCUCCGCUGAUGCCUCCAACUGGGCUUCUACAAGGGGACCCUGCUCCCAACCACGGAGAACCGAGCAGCCCUCUUGCGUCCUCCGUCCUCCACUUCCACAAUCUGCGCCCGUCGACGGCUCAGCGCCAACAGAUCUGCCAUACGUUGUUCAAUCAGCGUCCGUUCCCCCCUCUUCUUCUUCCCUCCCUCCCGUUAACGACCCAACCCCAACUGGACUUUCACAACCCAUCCCUGCUCCCAACUCUCCCGCACCAAUUAAUUCCGCAGUCCCCACUGGCGUCCCCAUGCCCAACAUUAGCAGCGCACCUGUAAAAGGCCCCACAUCAUCUGAUGUCCCACCUGUUCCUGUGCCCGACUCUCCCGCGGCGUCUGUCCUCCCUUCUGUACCACCUGUCGAUGAAACGCCCAAACUUUCUGGCGUUCCUGACGUUGAUGCCAGGAUCGUAUUGAAGAUGACGAAUGUCAUCGGUGCUUAG
This is a messenger RNA of Laccaria bicolor S238N-H82, 1359 nucleotides long. RefSeq lists its product as uncharacterized. The transcript is spliced from 5 exons. Bases 1 to 1359 code for a protein of 452 amino acids. NCBI's taxonomy places the organism in Eukaryota, Fungi, Basidiomycota, Agaricomycetes, Agaricales, Hydnangiaceae. The record is from RefSeq and is a predicted model, not a curated record.